Messenger RNA from Nicotiana tabacum (common tobacco), 1764 nucleotides. Lineage: Eukaryota; Viridiplantae; Streptophyta; Magnoliopsida; Solanales; Solanaceae. The record is from RefSeq and is a predicted model, not a curated record.
AUGGAGAAUACUGUGAAACAAGGGAAGAUUUUUGUUGGUGGAAUAUCGUGGGAAACAACUGAAGAGACACUUAAAAAACACUUUAGUCGCUAUGGAGAAGUGGUCAAGUCAGAAAUACCUAAAGUUUGGGAAACAGGUUUUGGAAAAGGCUUUGGUUUUGUUACCUUUACUGAUUCUUCUGUUUUUGAUAAGCUUCUUCAAGACCAACAUAUCAUUCUUGGUAGAACGGUUGAUGUUUCCUUGGCAAGACCCAAAGGUGAAAAGUCUCAAAGCCAGCGUUGUUCAGAAUGCCAACAGACUAGCAAAAGUCACAGGAAGAAGAUUUUUGUUGGGGGAUUGCCUCAGUAUUUAUCAGAGAAAGAUUUUAAACAAUAUUUUGAGCGAUUUGGAAGAAUUGAAGAUGCAAAAAUUAUCUAUGAUAGAGAAACCAAUACGCCUAGGGGAUUUGGGUUUAUCACCUAUGAUUCAGAGGAAGCUGUAACAAAUGUGUUACAGAGGAGAUUUCACAUGUUGAAUAAUAAAUUUGUUGAGAUAAAGAAAGCCAUGCCAAAGGAAAAGAGAGUUAUGGAUACUUGCACUUACAGUUCUUAUCCUACAAACUCAGGCUAUGUAUUGGUGCCAGUUUUGAAUACUAAUGAGAUUUAUGCUCCUAAUUAUAAUUACUAUUUGGUCAAUCCUGCUAUGGUACCUCGUCAGAGUUUUCCGUUUAAUUAUUCGGACACAAAUAUAUCGGUCUCACAGCCUGCACAGAUACAGUGCUAUACUCCUAGACAUCCAGUUAACUACUACGCCUCAACGCCUAAUGGAGUGGACAAUGGGGGUUCUUACGAGGCUUUAUCAAAUACGCCUAGGUGUCCAGUCAACUGCUAUGCCUCAGCGCCUAAUGGAGUGGAUAACAAGGGUUCUAACGAGACUUUACCAAAUGCGGCUAGAUGUCCAGUCAACUGCUACGGCUCAACGCCUAAUGGAGUGCAAAAAAGCGAUUCUUACGAGGCUUUAUCAAAUGAGCCUAGAUGUCAAGUCAACUGCAACGCCUCAUCGCCUAAUGGAGUGCAAAAAAGCGAUUCUUAUGAGGCUUUAUCAAAUGCGCCUAGAUGUCAAGUCAACUGCAACGCUUCAACGCCUAAUGGAGUGCAAAAAAGCGAUUCUUACGAGGCUUUAUCAAAUGCGCCUAGAUGUCAAGUCAACUGCUACGCCUCAGCGUCUAAUGGAGUGGAUAACGGGGGUUCUUACAAGGCUUUAUCAAAUGGUGCUUAUAACUCUGACGUUGAGAACCAGAUUGACGUGAAAUGUAGCAAUGAUAGUGAUUGUGGGUCUGACAAAUCUGUUUCUCAUGAAGGGAAUCACCAAGAUUGCAACAUUGAGGUUCAACUUGCUGGAAAUGUAUCACCACGAGGUAAGAGUGGUCUCUUUUCUAUUGGAUUUAAUUGUGAGUUUAACUACAGCGUAAUCAAGUCACUUAAAAAUAACAUUACAGCUCCUAGGAGUAAGAAAUCACUGGAGAAGGAAGCAGACAAUGGUGAAAAAGACAAUAAUGGGAAAAACUCCCAGGUUAAUAAAGAAGCCGACCAUGGUAAAACAGACCAGAGUUUGAAAAAUUCACAGGUCAAUUCCGUAGCAGAGAAUGGUGUAAAAGACUACAAUGUGAAAAAUUCUCAGGUCAAUGCUGAAGCAGACAAUGGUAAAGACCAAAGUGAGACGAAUUCCCAGGUCAAUACUGAACAUGACACCUUACUGGAAAUGAAUGGAGUUUCAAGUAAGUGA